Thlaspi arvense is the source of this 1877-nucleotide messenger RNA. The record is from the annotation of a GenBank genome assembly. NCBI's taxonomy places the organism in Eukaryota, Viridiplantae, Streptophyta, Magnoliopsida, Brassicales, Brassicaceae.
AACUGGUUGUUAUAAAACCGCUCAUUCUCCUGAAAAGCCAACAGGAGAGAAGAAAUAAUCAAAUAAGUAAAGAAGCAAGUAGAGCAACUAGACAACAAAGGGUUGACUUUGAAUUUUAUCUUCCUUUACAAAAUCGGAACCAAAACUCGGACAAUGUCACUCAUCAUGUUUGCUUCCCCUGUUGUUGUUAUUACCCCAACCGUUAGAUCUCUCACCUUCUCAUCAUCUCGCCGUUCAAAUUACACCGUAAUGUCCGCCGUCCGAUCUGAGCCGACUUCGACGUGUUCUGUACUGACCAAGUUCCAGAAAGACUGUGCCACUCCUAUACCGUUCCUACGCAACGUUGCCGAUGCCAUUUCCGAUGACAUGCGAGCCGGUCUAGCUGUCGAAGGAGGUGGAGAUCUUGAUAUGAUCUUGACUUUUGUCGACGCUUUGCCUUCUGGGAACGAGGAAGGUUUGUUCUAUGCAUUGGAUUUAGGAGGUACGAAUUUUCGGGUGCGUAGUGUUCAACUGGGAGGAAAGGAAGAGCGUGUCGUAGCUAACGAAUCUGAGCAGUUUUCUAUACCUCAUGAGCUUAUGGUUGGUACAAGUGAGGAACUCUUUGGGUUCAUUGCUUCAAAGCUUGCAGACUUUGUUGCAAAAGAGAAACCGGGGCGGUUUCGUUUGGAACAAGGGAGGAAAAGGGAGAUUGGGUUUACUUUCUCUUUCCCUGUGAAGCAAACCUCCAUUGAUUCAGGGACACUAAUCAAGUGGACUAAAGGCUUUAAUGUUUCUGGAAUGGAAGGAAAAAACGUGGUUGCUUGUUUAAAUAAAGCUAUGGAAGCACAUAGACUCGAUAUGCGAGUUUCUGCUCUUGUAAAUGAUGGAGUUGGAACAUUAGCUGGAGCUAGGUAUUGGGACGAGGAUGUGAUGGUCGGUGUGAUUCUUGGCACUGGGACAAACGCUUGUUAUGUAGAGCAGAAGAAUGCAAUUCCUAAACUCCAAAGCAAAUUUUCUUCUGGAACAACGAUCAUUAACACAGAGUGGGGAGGUUUCUCUAAGAUUCUUCCAAGAACCAUUUUUGACCAAGAGAUGGAUGAGGAAAGCUUGAAUCCUGGUGAACAUUGUCACCAGUUCUUAUACUGCUUCUUUACUGUUUGGGUGUGGAUCAAGUUAUAUGAGAAGAUGAUCUCAGGGAUGUAUCUUGGUGAAAUUGUAAGGAGGGUUUUGCUCCAAAUGUGUGAAACUAGUGACUUGUUUGGACAAUUCGUUCCUGUCAAACUAUCCACUCCUUUUGCACUCAGGACGGAGGAUCUAUGCAAAAUGCAAGAAGACAAUACAGAUGAUCUUGUGACUGUUGGAUCAUUCCUUCACAACUUUUUAGAGGUAGAGGCGAAUCUGAAGGCGAGGAGGAGAGUGGUGGAAGUAUGUGACACGGUGGUUCAACGCGGAGGGCGGCUAGCAGGAGCUGGUAUAGUGGCAAUUCUUGAGAAGAUUGAGAAAGACACCGAUAGAAUGGCUUCAGGUCAAAGAACCGUUGUUGCUAUGGACGGUGCAUUGUAUGAGAAGUAUCCACAGUAUCGACGGUAUAUGCAAGAUGCUCUAGUUGAGCUUCUUGGACAUCACCUUUCAAGUCACGUUGCGAUUAAACAUACUAAAGACGUGUCUGGGCUUGGUGCUGCUCUUUUGGCCGCCACUAACUCCAUUUACUAGUACUUGAACAUUUACUUGAUGAGUAAAAAGACUUGGUGCGGUUUGUUUGUGUACAUUAUGCGGUUCGUUUGUGUACAUUGGCUUUCAUAGGCAUUCCAAAGAAUUAUGCCAAUAGCGAAAAAAUAUAAAAGAUCUGCUGAAUUACGUUUUUUUACAGAAAAUACAAAAAUCUUCAUUAAGCAAAA